Diaporthe amygdali is the source of this 1953-nucleotide messenger RNA. RefSeq names its product protein kinase. Gene Ontology annotation, molecular function: protein serine/threonine kinase activity; ATP binding. NCBI's taxonomy places the organism in Eukaryota, Fungi, Ascomycota, Sordariomycetes, Diaporthales, Diaporthaceae. The coding region runs from base 1 to 1953 and encodes 650 amino acids. The record is from RefSeq and is a predicted model, not a curated record. The transcript is spliced from 2 exons. Gene Ontology annotation, biological process: peptidyl-serine phosphorylation; peptidyl-threonine phosphorylation.
AUGGGCUUGGAGCUGAGCGCAAAGAUGGCUAGGCAUCCAUCGGUGGCGGUUGUUGACACGAAGUGUUUGGAUUCCGGAGAUCAGACUGAUUCUGGGCGGCUUAUGAAUGCACAAUCUAACGAAGAAUGUGGUGUCACAAUCACAAAAUCCGACACGAACGACCUAAGGAAUCACAGCGGCUCCGAUGGUUCGGUUAUUCCGUUUCCGUUCGAUGAAGAUGAACAGAACGUCAUCGGCCAAUCACCACACGACAUGCCCGAUCGCUCAACAAGGUCUCUACAGGAUGAACUCUUCUCGGAGCUAAUACCAACACAUCAUGAGAAGCAAGGUUUUUUCGCCAAGGACCAACUGCCCAAGAUUUUGACUGAACACCGGGUCCGACAUGAGCUUACCACUCACUUCAAGAACUCCUUCAGCGAAAAAACCAUUGCCUCAUACGCGAAGAAAUUAAGUCAGGAUACCACUACUCAUCGAGACCAAAGCUUAUGCCAUGACGGCCAAGUCAAUAGCAGAUCAUUCAUAAAAGUUCUUGCCAUUCUCAUCAUCAUACAGAAGACCAAGGACAUUCUCAAAAUUUUGGAGGAUGGUGUGAGCGACUCUGACUUGCCAUUAAUCAAGGUUCCUCGACCCAGAGACGAGAAGCUGUUCGAUCUCAGGCUCAGUAGAGAACCCGCCACGGUUUUGAGGGGCUUUCAGAGUUGGGACCAGCUCAGUAUCCGAAAUUUUGAAGAAUGGCAGUGGACGACUUUACCUCUUGUGUUCUCCCGGUCUAAAGGGCAUAGAGAGGUCACGCAUCAUUUGCUUCAAGACCAGAUCAUUCUGCCGUUCGUCAAGACCAACCUGGGGAAUGAACCGCACAUAUCCCAUAAGACAGCGCUUGAAGGCGGCUUUGCUAGCGUCUUCAAGGUCGCCAUCCACCCUCAGCACCACAACUUCCAUAAAUCACCAGACAAAUCCAACGCUUCAUGUUUCGCAAUCAAGGGUCUGCACUCUCAGAACCGAACAGCCUUCAAAAAAGAGGUAGAGAUGCUCAACAAAUUCAGCGGCAAUAAGCAUGAGCAUCUUAUAUCUCUCCUGGCUACGUAUGAACAAUGUGACCGCUUCUUCCUGGUCUUCGAUUGGGCCGAGGCGGAUUUGCAAGGAUAUUGGACAAGAAUCAACCCCUCGCCCUCGUUCGAUAGGAACUCAGUCCUAUGGUUGGCAAAACAAUGCAAGGGGAUCGCGAGCGGCAUAACGAAGAUCCACGAGCAUGUUUCCACCUACUUAAAGUCAGAUCCAAACCCGGCGGGAAACCACAACGUUGUAUUUGGACAUCAUGGUGACAUCAAGCCGGAGAAUGUUCUGUAUUUCGCCGGACCGGACCAGGCUGAUGCCAGUGUCGGGGGAACGCUCAAAUUGUCCGACUUUGGCCUUGCAGAAUUCAGCAUCCAUCAAACGAAGUCCAUGACACCAAGAGGCAAAUGGGGUGUGUCGCUGGGCUAUCGUGCGCCAGAGGUCGAUCUCAAGCAAGGCGCAGCCAUAGGACGUUCAUACGACAUAUGGACGUUGGGGUGCCUCUAUCUUGAAUUCAUCACCUGGAUGCUCGGAGGUAGUCAGUUGCUUGACGAAUUCCUGCUAGCAAGGACGGCUCGCGAUGUUAUGUGGCAUGACAUCGAGACCCACACCUUUUUUGAGUUGGAGAUUGAAGAGAGAACGGGCGAGAAAAGAGCGAUCAUUAAACCAGUGGUGGAACAGUUCAUCAAGAAACUACAUUCACACCAAAACUGUUCCGAAUUCAUCCAUGAAUUUUUGUCCAUGGUUGAGCAUGACCUUCUAGUAGUGAAGAAGAACGAUCAACAGCAGAUCGAUCGAGUCAGCAUACAGCAGGUCUACCAGGAGUUUUCACGCAUGCUCAAAAGGUGUGAGAGUGAUCAGGAAUAUGCCAUCAAAUCGUCUUCCGGGUCACAGGGCUAA